Fusarium musae is the source of this 522-nucleotide messenger RNA. RefSeq lists its product as uncharacterized. Bases 1 to 522 code for a protein of 173 amino acids. Gene Ontology annotation, biological process: mitochondrial electron transport, NADH to ubiquinone. The record is from RefSeq and is a predicted model, not a curated record. NCBI's taxonomy places the organism in Eukaryota, Fungi, Ascomycota, Sordariomycetes, Hypocreales, Nectriaceae. The transcript is spliced from 4 exons.
AUGUCUACCCGAAGGCCCCAAUUCUCCCAGCAGCUGCUCAUUGACACCACUCCGUUGCCCGCCGAUAUUCCCGCUGUCAAGGAGGUCGGUGCCAGUUCUGCUCCUCUCCUCUCGGCCUCCUUCUUCAUCGGUGCUCGAUGCCGCGACUACAAUGACGAUUAUAUGCAAUGCAAGAACGAGAACCCUGGUCGAGGAGAACUUGAGUGCUUGAAAGAGGGCCGACGAGUUACCCGAUGUGCCUCCAGCGUUAUUAAGGAUAUCAACACUCACUGCCUGGCUGAGUUCCGCAAGCAUUGGGAGUGCCUCGACAAUCGAAAUCACCAGUUGUGGCAGUGCCGUCCUGCUGAGUGGAAGCUCAACAAGUGCGUCUACGACAAUCUGAAACUCGAGAAGAAGAUCCCCGAUCAGCCAACGAACUCGACCCCUGUUCACCUUCGACCAAAGCAGAUCUUCGCUGAUGUGCGCAUCGGGCCUGGAGACGGCAAGCCCUUCGUUCCGGGGCAGGAGGAUGCGCAACAAUAG